Mercenaria mercenaria is the source of this 2376-nucleotide messenger RNA. RefSeq lists its product as uncharacterized. The transcript has 2 exons. Gene Ontology annotation, molecular function: oxidoreductase activity. The record is from RefSeq and is a predicted model, not a curated record. The coding region runs from base 115 to 1503 and encodes 462 amino acids. Lineage: Eukaryota; Metazoa; Mollusca; Bivalvia; Venerida; Veneridae.
AAUGUCCGCCUCCGGUUUGAACUAUUACUUGGGAUAGAUUUAAAUGGAAAAAUAUCUUCUGCAGGUUUGAAAGCUGGAUCAGUUUGCACCUCGAAUGAUGAUUGUGGGGAAAACAUGAAAUGCGAGAAAAACAUGUGCGGUUGCACCUACUGCUACGAGUCUGUUGAUGAAAAGUGCGAAGUUUCAGAUAAAAAGGUGCUUGUCCUAGGCGCGGGCAUGGCAGGUAUUAUGGCGGCCAAGACAUUAGGAGAAAGUGGUUGCUCAAAUGUCCAAAUUUUGGAAGCGACUAACAGGACUGGUGGGCGCAUACAAUCUGUCAACAUUAGUGGGUACAUGAUGGAACUAGGUGCACAAUGGAUAUAUGGUCUUGGCUCAAAUCCUAUCGCUGCGCUGGCCGACCAAUAUGGAUUUGAAAUUGUUGAGGAAUUCGAUACCUGGGUUGUUCGGGACAAGUUUGGGAAUAAUGUUACAGCAAAGGCGGACAAUGACUGGUACCAUAUUGUAGAUGUAUUGGAAAAAGUUAGAAGAUUUUCACGUAAACUGCACAGAGAUGGCGAACCGGACAUUACUGCCGAAGCGUUACUGCGCAAGUUUGGUUGGAAUCCAGUUGAUAAUGUGGCUGAAGCAGUAGAAGUUUACCAACUUGAUGUUGAAAAUGGACGAGAAACGCCUUCGGUUUCCGGAAAAUAUUUGAAUAAUCUACGUGUGUUUGAAGAGCACGGCAGCGAUGAUUGGAUGAUCUCCAGUGACCCUAGAGGUUAUUCUUAUAUUAUAGAUGAACUGGUAAGAAGUUUUCGAGAUGGUCAACGCAUAUUGUUUAACAAGAAGGUUACCAGUAUUGAAAACUGGGAUGACGAAAAUACACUGGUGGAAGUGUACACUGAGGAUGGCUCCAGGUAUGAGGCUGAUGACGUCAUUAUUACAUUCAGCCUUGGUGUACUGCAAUCUAGACAAGUUAACUUCGAACCACCUCUAUCAGGAAAGAAAAUGAUGGCUAUUGACAAGUUUGGUUUCGGAAAAUACACUCAAAUGUAUUUCCAAUUUUCAUCUGCCUUUUGGGAUAACACGUCUACAAUAGUCUAUGCUGGGGACAGACACGGUGAGAGCAGUGUCUGGUAUAACAUGAACUCAGUAUUUCCAGGAAGCAAUAUUCUUCAGUUAGCAUUGUCUGGUUUCGAAGCAGAGACCGCUGAACGUAUGACAGACGCCGAGGUUAUUGAAUCAAGUAUGACAGUUCUUAGGUCAAUGUAUCCGGCAGCUAAUAUUUCAGGACCGAUAAUGUUUAAAAAACCGAAUUGGCAGUUUGAUACCACCACAUUGGGAUCACACAGUUAUUGGACAACCGGGUUUACCUAUGAAGAUAUGGACUACCUUGGGAUGCCAGAGGGGCAUCUCCAUUUCGCUGGAGACUAUAUUAGCCAGACAAAUUACGGGUACGUACAUACUUCGUACAAUUCUGGAAAGAACACGGCGCUGGACCUUGCAGGAAGCGUAAAUCUCUAGAAACCGUAGGGAAUGUAAAAAUUGGAACAGAAAAAAUUACUUUAAUUCUUUUAGUUGAUAUAUUAGUUCAAAAUUUAUUUUUCCAGCAAAUUUUCAGAUGUUGUUUCUCAAAUUAUUUCUUUCAUCAUUGAAUAAAUCAGUGUUUAACCUUUACAUAAAGCAUUAGUUAUUAUGUGACACAUAUACAUGUAUUGUACUGUGACAUUUUUGUCUCCCUUUCCAACCGAAAAAAACAAAGGUGCCUGACCUUUGUAAAAAUUAAACAAAACAUGUCUCUUCAAACACGUCAAAUAUCUUCUGGUUGUUGUUUAGUUUUAAAGUUAUUAUGUUUAUGCAAUUGCUACUUUUCUUCCUCGAAAAUGCUCCCUUGAAUCUCCUUUUAUUCGGGUACACCCCAAUUUGACCAAGUGGUAUGCAGAAGUCGUAAAGUAUGAGUCGUCAUGUAAAUCUGAAUAAUUUGCUUUGAAACAAAAAUCUAUCUCUGCAGUUAUGAAAUUGUCUAAAAUUAUGAGAUGUAUAUAAUUACUAAUGAUGUAUAGACAAAUGUUACGCUAUUCAAAGGCUUUAAAAGUUUGCAGAAUGAAGUUUUUCAAGUGACAGUUCACAUAGAAUCUAAAUGAAUUUCAUAAAACCUGUGCACCAUUUUAAUGAGACAGUAUACAGAUAUUUCUAUAUUACCACCGUUUCCUGACUUUUCGAUAUCGUAGACACGGGGAAAAUCGCUCGAGUCAUGUAACAUUUUGUUUGAAAUUUCCUUGUUACUUGAUAGAUUUUAAUAAAAAGUGUCGAAGAAAAAGCUUUCCACUGCACAAAACCGUCUGUCAGAGAUAAUCAAUACUGUCUUCACACACUUCGCUCAAAUUUGCACGUUAU